AUGAGGGCAUGCAACAUCGCUUUUUUCCGUACUAACGCGGCAUCCUUUCGCGGUCUGGCUGUUCGAAACCUCUCCGUGGUUUCACAGCCUUUUCUUCGUGCUUCCCCGGUUUUGAGCAUGGCGAAACAAUACAAGGGCAGCACGAGUGAAGAAGUGCGCCUUAAGGCUCAGAGCGAAAUGCAAGAUUACUGGGAAAGGAACAUUAAACUCAAGCGUCCGUGGUCUCCUCACCUAACAAUCUACUCACCGCCUCUUUGCAUGCAGAAUUCCUUCCUUCACCGCGCUACUGGCAUUGCUAUGGCUAUUGUCUGGAUGGGUGCUGGAGUUUCUGGCUUCUGGUACACGGGACACUUUGAUGCCAUGCUGGAUUAUGUCAACGGCUUCAGCAUUGGACCUUCGCUUAUAUUUGGAGCUAAGUGCCUCCUUGCUUACCCAUUAGUCUAUCACUAUACUAACGGAAUGAGGCAUCUGGCUUGGGAUUACGCUAUCGGCUUUGACAUGAAAACGGUCAACUUGACUGGCUCCACUGUCCUCAUCUUAUCCGUUCUUCUUACUCUUGCACUGGCUUCCAUCAGGCCCUAG
Hydatigera taeniaeformis is the source of this 582-nucleotide messenger RNA. Lineage: Eukaryota; Metazoa; Platyhelminthes; Cestoda; Cyclophyllidea; Taeniidae. The record is from the annotation of a GenBank genome assembly.